CUAUGGUAGGUAGACACCUCUCAACGGAGGUUCCCAAGCUUUACAUUUACGGUACCCACCAUCUUAUCAGCCGUCAUCUAAGGUAUAGGCACGAGGGUAGUUCCGAUUCCAUCUCAUCUCAGCGAACGGGAUCGGCCUCUUCCAUGAUCCAACUCAGUGGCACGCGUGAAACUACUUCCAACCACCUUUAACAACCUUCUUCCCCCUACUUACGGUCGUCUUCGAAUACCGACAUCCACAGGUAGAUAUCCGACGACGGAUCCCGCUGGCUGACCUCGACUCGGCCUUGUCUAAAUCUGUUUUCCUAACAUCGUUGUCGCUGCUGCUUCUCCUACUCUGACCGCUCGCGCCACGAAAUACAUCUUGUCGAUCCUCUCUUUCGGAAGCCGUGGCGAUCUGCUUUUCCUAUCGCACACGAUAACAACGUAGCCAACAGCUUGCUCAAGCCGCCGUGCCGUACAUCCAUCUGCCCGUCCUGCCAACACAUCACACCUGUAUCUAAAAUUCCGAGCGCUCGUUUUCCGUCUGGAGCCAUGUUGGGCGUUGACCUGCAGGAUCUAACUUAUUAGAUCUCAACCCAUCGGAAUGCUCUCACAUCUCCGCUUCCAUAGACGAGGACCGUCUAAUCCCUCGUCUCCCAUACCCGACACCGGCAGUCCAUGGGACGCCACGCCGCUCCAGCCAACCCAAUUAGUCUCCGAAGAUGGUGUCCCAGCUCCUGAGGUCCUCCCGCGAUCAACUACCUCCGUCCCUUUCACCCAUGGUCAUGGGCAGCCGCCACCCCCGCCGUCGCAAUCCGUCGCGCCUACGGCUCCUCUACAUCAACAACAUCUGCAUCAUCAAGCCCCGUUAUUGCCUCCCACUGCCAGAGCCUCCUCUACCGACUCUGACAGAUCGAUGGACCCCGGGAGGUACGAACCGAAGCAGCGCGAAGAAGUGAGGCCCCUGCUACGAUCUUCCUACAACGAGGAGUCGGGGUUCAUUGGCGGCCUAGCGUUGGAGAACUAUCGCCGAGAACAAGAGGCGCGGAGACCGGGCCCUCUAGAUAGGACUACAGUUAAUAAGUUUGAUCAUCUGUCGUUCAAGUCCUAUUCCGGCUCAGCCAAUGCCCCGCAUCGUCCGCCUUCGACCGCUAGGCCCGCUAAGCCAAUGUCCUCGUUCGUCGCCCCUGGCACUCUCACGAAUAGUGUUUCGGCAGGAAGGCGACCUCCGGGUGCCAGAACCAUAGCGGAGCCUCCAACGUCCCAAAGUCAAACGGCUGCCCAAGAUCCUCCUAGGGGCAGGAAGAGCCUCCCUUUCCUGAAAAAUCCGAUGUCUACCUUAUUGAUGCGAAGGAAAACCAGCCAGAAUAUACCGGAUCUCACGUUGCCGUUGCGUGGCGGUGCCGAGGAGCCUCCGUACGAUCCUCGGAUCAAGGGCACCCGAGUUCACGAUUUCAGCGCUCCACGGCCAAGAAGAAUCGUGUCAAGCAAUGAACCAAUUAGUUCGAGGGUCGAGGAGCCUUAUCUAGAUAUUGCACCAUCUGCUCAAGGAUAUAAACCACCUGUUGUGGAAGCCCCGCCGGUUCCUCCCAAGGAUGAGAACUUCCAGUACACCCGAACAUCGUCGACGCAUUCUCGGGCGGUAUCGGUAGGUGCCGUGUCCCCGCAAGGGCCACGGGACCCCGACAAUCCCCAGCCUAGUCACAGACACAGAGGUGGUGGCGGAAAUAGCCCGCGAAGGAAAACCUCUGUUCCCCCGUCGCUGAUUCCGUUGUCUCGUGACUUAUCGAGGGCAUCCUUCAGAGACGUUGCUUCAUCGGUACCUAGACAUAUGAAAAGCACAUCCUCCAGGUUUAGUUUUGAUAUGGCUGGCGCGGCGCAGCAGGAGAGGCUUCUAGAAGAACGACACCGGCAGCGGCAACAAGAUAAGAAGGCAGAUGAAUCCACCGGCCGGCGAGAUUCCCGUUUUGAUGACUUCGAAGAGGACGCAUUUGACUAUGACGCAAUGGAUUAUGACGAUGGUCUCGAGGAACGCAUACCGGGUGUAAAUGCCGACCUAGAUGAGGAGGAUUUUGGAGGUGCAGACGAUCCUGACAAUGAUCAGGAGAAUUUUGCAGGCUUUAUUUUUCAGAGAUCUACCCCUGUAUCUGAACUGACCAGCCCUCAAAGCGUCGGAGUGUUUUCUACACCUAAGGACGCGAAUGGCAAUGCCGCCGGUUACACCACCUCUCACGAGACGUUAGGUAUCUCCCAAUUUUCGCACGUCGCCCCUGGCAUUCCAGGCGAAGUUAUGGGGGAGCUAGGAGAGCAGCUAGGCUCCACGGGCCUUGGUAUCCAGGGACUUGAGACUGUCAACGAGAUAUCUAAACAGCUCUCGACUCGGCAACAACAGGAGGUGACAACACAAAGAGUCCUCGACAAGGAUGACGAGCUCUACUUCAAUGAUGGGUUGAUCCAUGAUUUUGUCGGGGAGGGAGACGGCUCGGCAUUUGAUGAGUCUAUAUUUGACCUUAAUGAUACGGAUCAGUAUGGGAGGCCGAUCCCAGGCUUGUUCGCGAACGUGUUAUCACAAAGACAGACCACCGAGGUGACAAAAAGGAGAGAAUCCGACAUAACCUCAAGGCUAUCAGCACAAUCGGACUUGUCUCAUUCGACCGCCCACACCUCGCUUAGUGCUGGUCCGUUGUCUAAACCGCCAACAUCCGAACCUGAAGAAGGGACAAUAGCACGCUUAGAAGAGCGGCAGCCAUCAGCUUCGGACAUACAGGCCGCGGAGCGGGACCGUAUAGCAGCAUAUCAGGCCGCUCUAGCGGCGGCGGCCCACCAAGCUGCCGCCUCUGGCAAGUUCCGGAGAGAUUCCUCUCCGCCGCCGCCGGCUGAGUUGACGAUCGCGCCGCUAACGAUAUCUGGGUCAUCUCAACUGCAUGCCCAGGCUCAUGAACUCGAUGAUUAUGAAAUCGGCGAUGGGCUAUCUCUGGGGCUAGAGGACUACGAACUUGAUGAUGAUGAUAUUAUUGCCGAGGCGAACGCUAGCGCCCUCGCUAACGACUCUGACGGCUGGUAUGGACAAGAAUUCGGGUUUUACUCUGCUCCCGCGCCCGCCGGCCACCAUAAUACCAGCGUUCUGAGCGAGAAGAACCUGUACCAAUAUUCCCACGGUGGUUAUUUCGGCCCGACUGGGGCGAAUGGCGCUACUUUAGGUCGCGUUGUCUCACGUGAGCCGAACUUGACACCUAUCACGGAACGUUCCGAGUAUUCGAAUCGGAAUUCAAUCAUGAGCUUAGGUGUUCCCCAGAGCACGAAUAACAAUGCACCAGUACAAAGUCCGGGCCUGGCCCAAUUAGUGAUGAUGGCCGAGGAUGACAACAUGUCCCUUUCGGCUCUGCUUCGCCUACGUUCCAAAGCAUGGGGCGGCUCCCAGGCGUCGCUCGUAAGCUCGCGCGACGGGUCGCCUAGUGAUAGAAACGGCACUACCAGCCCAUGGGGACAAGACCAACUUGGUAUUGCACACGGACGGAAGAACUCGGCCUUCUCCAUCAUCAGCCAGGACUCCGUAGGAGCGGGUAGCGGCGCAGGCAGCCCCACGCUUACCAUGUCGAUGAAUGCGCCGAACAGCAUCAUUUCACCACUCCCCGUGUCGCUGAACCCCAACCCUCGCUCCACAUCGCCUGCCAGUGCACCCGUCUUCUCUCCUCUGCAACCAACUGCGGGCUGCCCACCGGUGUUUGAGGACGAAGAGACGAGCCCUCUCGAUAGAAGGAAGACCGAAGUGGGGGGUGCAUGCACUGUAGCGUCGGGCACACUGUCCAGGCCCCCUGGCGGAGGCACGAGUCCAAUGACGGGCAUCACCUCCCAGAAAAAGCCGGGCAUGGGUCACAGGCAUAGGGGGAGUGCGGACAGCAUCUCGUACUCAAGAGAGGAAGAUAGCGGCGAGACGCGAUGGGUCAUGGAGCGUCGCCGCACUUCGGAGUCGGGGGAGGUCGAGGUCUUGGGCCGGGAAGUGGUCGAUAGGGGACGGAUCUAGUUGGUUCUGGUCUGUCUGCCCGAUUUUGGUGCAUUGGCAGCUCGCCUUUCGGCCCCCUGGGUUGGGGCGCUGGGAUCAAUGCCAAAGCGCGGGGUUUUCAAUGUCUCGCGCCUAACCGGGUAUCCUCUGGUCUGAUGUUAGGGGAACUGGAGAGACGGCGGAAGUCGUAUAUGCUUCGUCUCGCUCGGGUACAAAAGAUUAGCACCGUGUGGUGCUCUCAGACGAGCGAAGGCUACCGUGGGGCAGGCUGGCUCCCCCACCUUGUAUAUUUCAAAUGCCCACGCAGGUGAGCGCGUUGUGCCUAGUAUCUAAUAUCGGCUUGGUUUAGGCGUGGAUAACGAUGCUUGGAAACUGUGGUAGAGAAAACAACACUAAUAGCGAUCUAUCCUCAGCGUAUGUGCCUAAGUAUGCACAUCUUGUAUAUAUUAGGGACGUGGACGCAGAUAACCCAAGACCGUUGUGGGGUGGAAUAUCCAUUUAUGCAGGAAACAGAAAUGCUGGCGCCGUAACAUACCUCCGCUGGAGCGGAGACUAUGUCGGUACCUCAGGGGCCCUACCUCGAUAUUCAAUACCGUGAAGACAAGGUGCUAACCGCAGGGUCU
Messenger RNA from Durotheca rogersii, 4607 nucleotides. RefSeq lists its product as uncharacterized. Bases 586 to 4005 code for a protein of 1139 amino acids. Lineage: Eukaryota; Fungi; Ascomycota; Sordariomycetes; Xylariales; Xylariaceae. The transcript has 2 exons. The record is from RefSeq and is a predicted model, not a curated record.